Messenger RNA from Malassezia japonica, 516 nucleotides. RefSeq lists its product as uncharacterized. The coding region runs from base 1 to 516 and encodes 171 amino acids. Gene Ontology annotation, biological process: nucleotide metabolic process. The record is from RefSeq and is a predicted model, not a curated record. NCBI's taxonomy places the organism in Eukaryota, Fungi, Basidiomycota, Malasseziomycetes, Malasseziales, Malasseziaceae. Gene Ontology annotation, molecular function: catalytic activity. The transcript has 4 exons.
AUGACCUCGCACUUGCUCGACCGACUCAAGUCACACGACGACCGGCGCAUGCCGAGAGGCGAGUGUGUCUUUUGCGACAUUAUCGAGCGGCGUCAGCCGGCGUACAUUGUCGCCGAGACAGACGACGUGAUUGCAUUUCUCGACGUGCUCCCGAUUCGUGCAGGACACACGCUUGUGGUGCCCAAGUCGCAUGUAAAGAGCAUCUCGGAUCUGAGCCCAAAGCAGUCUGCAUCGCUCAUGCUCAAUGUCGUGUCGGUCGCGCGCACUAUGGAAAAAGCCUUUGGCAUUACGGGGCUCCAAGUUGCUGCGAAUCAGGAAUAUGCACAGGCGGUGGACCACGUGCACUUUCAUAUCGUCCCAGCCCCGUUGCCGUCUGGCUCAUCGUCCCCCCUCGAAAAGUACAAUACCCAAGGGACGCUGCAGCUGAUGGGCCGGCGCGACGAGCUCGGCGACGAGGAAGGCGAGGACCUUGCCAACCGCAUGCGCACGGCCACAGGCACGCUCGCCAAACUGUAG